Messenger RNA from Salvia splendens (bonfire salvia), 915 nucleotides. RefSeq lists its product as uncharacterized. The transcript has a single exon. NCBI's taxonomy places the organism in Eukaryota, Viridiplantae, Streptophyta, Magnoliopsida, Lamiales, Lamiaceae. The coding region runs from base 1 to 915 and encodes 304 amino acids. Gene Ontology annotation, molecular function: catalytic activity. The record is from RefSeq and is a predicted model, not a curated record.
AUGUCUAGCCAUUUCAUGAUCUGGAAUGCCCAGGGGAUAGCGAACGCUACUACCCAAGGCAGUUUCAAGAAUAUGAUCGAUAUGUAUAGUGUGUUGUUUGCCGCAGUGCUUGAGCCUCAGACAGAACCCCAGCCUUCUUUCUUUAGUAGGCGCUUUGGGUUGCAAUUUAGGUGCUCGAACACAAACGGCAAGAUUUGGAUCUUCUCUCACAGGGAUUGGCAGGUCGAUGUGAUCGACGAUUCCGAGCAAGUUCUUCAUGUCCGAGUUACUGCUGCUUUAUUCCCUACUCCAAUCUUUCUCUCCGUAGUGUACGCUAAGUGCUCGAGGGAGGGGAGAUACGAUUUGUGGAAUAAGCUCAGGGACAUCUCCUUAGCGACUGACGGGGCACCCUGGCUUGUUGGAGGCGACUUCAACAUCUUCUUGUUGGAGGAAGAGAGACGGGGCAGUACGACAGAUAGGCACGGAGAGAUGAUGGACUUUGCUGACGCCGUUGCAGACUGCCAGCUUCUGGACCCAGGCUUUGAUGGCCCACCUUUUACUUGGACGAGGAGUGGGCUCUGGGAGAGGUUGGACAGAGUCCUUCUAGGGGAGCAUUGGACGACAGUCUUUGCAGCUACUAGGGUGACUCACUUGCCUAGGAUCUCUUCAGAUCAUGCCCCUUUGCUCGUGCGAUGCCAGCUCACUACCCAGAUUCCGAGGCCAUCCUUUAGGUUUCAGAACAUGUGGGUACGGCAUCAUACUUUCAGGGAUGAGAUCACCAGAGUGUGGGCGGCGGAGACGGGCUUCUUCGGCAUGCUCAAUCUUCAGUUCAAACUCAGCAGAGUGAAGAAUUUUCUCAAAGGAUGGAACAGAGAGGUCUUUGGGAACAUCUUCGAGAGGCUGAGGGAUGCAGAGGAGGCAGUUACCGUUGCGUAG